AUGAAGACGGGCCGUGAGGAGUUUGUGGCGCACAGCUCCAACGUCAACUGUCUGGCGCUGGGCCACAAGUCGGGCCGCGUGCUCGUCACCGGCGGCGAUGACAAGAAGGUCAACCUGUGGGCUGUCGGCAAGCCCAACUGCAUUAUGAGCCUGAGCGGCCACACGACGGCCGUCGAGUGCGUGCGGUUUGGGCACACGGAGGAGCUGGUGUGCGCCGGCUCCAGCUCGGGCGCCAUCAAGAUCUGGGAUCUGGAGGCGGCCCGGCUAGUGCGCACGCUCACCGGCCACAAGAGCAACAUCCGCUGCAUCGACUUCCACCCGUACGGCGACUUCCUGGCCUCGGGCAGCUUCGACACCAACAUCAAGCUGUGGGACAUCCGAAGGAAGGGCUGCAUCUUUACGUACAAGGGCCACAGCCAGAUGGUGAACAGCCUGAAGUUCUCGCCGGACGGCCAGUGGAUCGCGUCGGCCGGCGAGGACGGCGGUGUCAAGCUCUGGGACCUGCGGGCCGGCAAGAUGCUGACCGAGCUGACGCACCACACCGGCCCCGUGGUGGACGUCGAGUUCCACCCGCACGAGUUCCUGGUGGCGUCGGGCGGCUUCGACCGUAUCGUCAACUUCUGGGACCUGGAGAACUUCCAGCUGGUGACCAGUACCGACGGCGAGUGCGGACCAAUCAGGUGUAUCGCGUUCGGCGGCGACGGCGACUGCGUGUUCGCCGGCUGCCACGACCUGCUCAAGGUGUACGGCUGGGAGCCGUUCCGCUCCUUCGACACCGUCUCCAUGGGCUGGGGCAAGAUCCACGACAUCGCCGUGGCGCAGACGCAGCUGGAGCGGCGGCCCAGUCUGCUGGAGGAGUCGCUCAUACGCUCUGCCUGUCUGGCCAUGAUCGGCGCCGCCUUCCACUCUUCCAACGUGUCCAUCUACAUGGUGGACCUGAAGAAGGUGCAGCCGUUCGGUCGGCCGCAGAUGCAGGAGACGGCGCCCGCCUUCCGUCACGGACAGCACGUCCGGAAGAGCUUUAUCAAGGAGAAGCCGCCAGACGGCAACGGAAACGAUAUGGCGGUGCGUGUGGAGGAUUCGUCCGACACGAACGUGAACACGGACCCGGAGGAUGACACGCUCUCGGUGGUGGACGUCAAGGACGUCAACGACUACACUACCAUCUUCCGGCCUCGUCAGCGCACCUGUGAGUGGUCCGAGCGGGACGACGGUCGGCGUCUCGGCCAGGACCGGGCGGUGCACCGUGAGGCCGUGUACCACUCCACACCUGACAUUCGUCCGGACAGCGUGCCCAUCCCGACGGAGCCGUACAGGUGA
Messenger RNA from Pollicipes pollicipes, 1320 nucleotides. Its product is annotated as katanin p80 WD40 repeat-containing subunit B1. The transcript has 10 exons. Lineage: Eukaryota; Metazoa; Arthropoda; Thecostraca; Pollicipedomorpha; Pollicipedidae. Gene Ontology annotation, cellular component: katanin complex. The record is from RefSeq and is a predicted model, not a curated record. The coding region runs from base 1 to 1320 and encodes 439 amino acids. Gene Ontology annotation, biological process: microtubule depolymerization. Gene Ontology annotation, molecular function: protein binding.